Messenger RNA from Acipenser ruthenus (sterlet), 790 nucleotides. Its product is annotated as large ribosomal subunit protein uL1. The record is from RefSeq and is a predicted model, not a curated record. Bases 94 to 744 code for a protein of 216 amino acids. The transcript is spliced from 6 exons. Gene Ontology annotation, cellular component: large ribosomal subunit. NCBI's taxonomy places the organism in Eukaryota, Metazoa, Chordata, Actinopteri, Acipenseriformes, Acipenseridae. Gene Ontology annotation, molecular function: RNA binding; structural constituent of ribosome. Gene Ontology annotation, biological process: translation.
GUUCUCGCGGGAUGUGAUUGUAUUUAGGCAGGAAGUGGCGGCUCGACUUCCCUUUUUCAACACUGCACACGGAGGGACAGACGUGUUGGCAACAUGAGCAAGGUUUCCAGAGACACCCUCUAUGAGGCGACCCGAGAGGUCCUGCAGGGGUCCCAGCAGAAGGAGCGCAAGUUCCUGGAAACGGUGGAGCUGCAGAUCAGCCUGAAGAACUACGACCCCCAGAAGGACAAGCGUUUCUCGGGCACUGUCAGACUGAAGACCACCCCCCGGCCCAAGUUCUCAAUCUGUGUCCUGGGAGACCAGCAGCACUGCGACGAAGCGAAGGCAGCAGACAUUCCUCACAUGGACAUCGAGGCGCUCAAGAAACUCAACAAGAACAAGAAGCUGGUCAAAAAACUCGCUAAGAAGUACGAUGCUUUCCUGGCUUCAGAGUCCCUGAUCAAGCAGAUCCCUCGUAUCCUGGGUCCAGGGCUUAACAAGGCGGGCAAGUUCCCCUCCCUGCUCACCCACAACGAGAACAUGAGCACCAAGGUGGACGAGGUGAAGUCCACCAUCAAGUUCCAGAUGAAGAAGGUACUGUGCCUGGCUGUGGGGGUGGGCCAUGUGAAGAUGACAGAAGAGGAGCUGGUGUACAACAUCCACCUGUCAAUCAACUUCCUGGUGUCUCUGCUCAAGAAGAACUGGCAGAAUGUGAGAGCCCUGUACAUCAAGAGCACCAUGGGCAAGCCACAGCGCCUCUACUAGACCUGCGCCCUGCCUUGAACGAAUAAUAAACUUUUUACAGAUUCAA